CUCUUUAAACAGUUGCCUUUUCCUCUUACACAAGGAAGAUCUCAUUUUGUUUGAGACUGGAUAAAGUUAAACAAACCAUAUACCAACCAGAGGGUAUGAUGGCUAAGAAGCCCCCGAAACCAGCUCCUCGCAGGAUCUUCCAAGAAAGAUCAAAGAUUACUGCUCUACCCUUGUACUUUGAAGGUUUUUUAUUAGUCAAGCGGUCAGAAUACCAGGAGUAUAAACAUUAUUGGACAGAGUUGAGAGGAACUACACUUUUCUUUUAUACCGACAAAAAAAGUACAAUAUAUAUUGACAAGUUAGACAUAAUAGACCUCACAUGCCUUGCUGACCAGAAUUCAACUGAAAAGAAUUGUGCAAAAUUCACCCUUGUUUUGCCAAAAGAGGAAGUGCACUUGAAGACAGAGAACACAGAAAGUGGGGAAGAAUGGAGAGGUUUCAUUCUCACAGUAACAGAACUGUCAGUUCCCCUACAUGUGUCACUCCUUCCUGGGCAAGUAAUUAGACUGCAUGAAGUCCUAGAGAGAGAAAAGAAAAGGAGGACUGAGACAGAACAGUUACCGUGUUCAUCCCCGGAAAAAGAGAAGGAGCCAAUUGAAGAUUAUGUGGAUGUACUGAACCCUAUGCCAGCAUGUUUUUAUGCAGUGUCCCGGAAGGAAGCAACUGAGAUGCUUGAGAAGAAUCCUUCCUUGGGAAAUAUGAUCCUGAGGCCUGGUAGUGACAGUAGAAACUAUUCGAUCACCAUCCGGCAGGAGAUAGACCUUCCAAGAAUCAAGCACUACAAAGUGAUGAGUGUAGGACAUAACUAUACUAUUGAAUUGGAAAAACCUGUAACACUCCCAAAUCUUUUCAGUGUCAUUGAUUAUUUUGUGAAGGAGACUCGAGGAAAUUUACGACCAUUUAUAUAUUCAACUGAUGAAACCCCUGGUCUAUGAUCCACUUGGAAUAUGUUUAAGGGUCUGGCACAGAGUGGAUGAUGUUGGUAUAAUAAAUUGGUGAAUCCCCAAGCAUAGUAUUGGAGGAGGAAGCAACAUUCUCUGCUUCCUAGAGGAAAAAUGUCACUCCCAGAAACACAAAAGGACCAUCGCAAGUAACUAUUCACCUACUACAUUCUUGGCAUUAUGUGAAGUCCCAGGAUUACAUCAUCUCAUUUUAUUGCUCCCAACAAUCUUACAAGGAAGAUACUAUUAUUUCUAUUUUAUGAUCAAAAAAAGCAACACUUCAGUUUUCACACAAAGCUAGUAAAUGAAGCUGAAACCCAAACCCAUGUUUAUUUUUGAACUUUUUAAAAAAAACCUUCUCAGUGGUUCUGCAUCUCCAGUGAUAGAUAUUCAUAUUCUCUCUCCCCUCACUUCAUCCUUUCCUGUGUCUGUGGGUUAAGAGUCUGGGCCUGACUUAGUUGGGUCUUUCGCAAAUUUGCAAUCAAGGUGUUGGCUAGGCUGGGUUGUCACCUGAGACUUCAGCAAGAAGGAUCUACUCACUCAGGUUGUUUGGAGAAUUCACUUCCUUGCAGUUCUAGGAUUCAUAGCAGCUGGCUUCUUCAAAGAUAGCAAUGAAGUAGGUGGAGGUGGGCGUGAAGGAAGGAGGGACUACUAAGUAAAUCUACUGGUAAGGAGGAGUCUUACAUAAUGUAACAUAACCAUGGUACUGACAUCCCAUCACUUUUGCAUAUUCUGUCAGUUACAUGAUUCUCAUUUCCUGGUAUUCAUGCAUUGUGUAAACCCUGUAUCUUGAAGGUAGACUGACCUGUAACAUGUUUCUAACCAAUAGUGACUUGCAACCAUAUAGGUCCCUUUACUUCCGCCUCCUUGUUACAGCUGUCACAUGUACUACAUCUAUAUAACAUUGAAAAUUCCACCAAAUGAUCUAAUUUUUGCUUUCAAUUGCUAUAAAUGUAUUAAAGAAUUUGAGAAAAAUAGUCUAUUAUUACCUAGAUAUCUCCUAUUCCUGUUCUCUUUUUCCUGUGGAAUCAUUUCUCUUCAACUUGAAGAACUUCUGAAUCCAACCAGUGGAUCUUUUUUUUCAGAUAUUUUUUUCACUUUGAAAAUUUCUGCUUGGUUUUUAUAAUCUUCUUUUCUUUGUUAAGAAUAUCUAUCCUUCCAUUUGUUUCAAGAGUGCUUAUCACCACCUCAUGGAGCAUAGCUCUUUAACAUCUUUGAUAAUUUCAACAUCAUGGUUAUUUUAGUGUUGGCAUCUGUUGUCUUUUCCCUUGAGAACUGGUCACAUUUUUCUGACUCUGUCUACCAAGUAAUGUGAAUUGUAAUCUUGGGUAUUUUAUUUUGAAUACUAUGUCAUGGGCCUCUGGAUCCUAUUAAAACCCUCUGGGGCUCUUUUCUUUUUUUCUUUUUUUUUUAAGCAGGCAACCAUCCUGACUAGAUUGAACCAGUUCUGCCUUACUGUUUCUGUGGGAAGUGUUCCAGUUUCAAAGCCUUUGGUAUUUUGCUUUGGGGCUGCCUCACACAUGUAUAUCUCAGGAAUUAGCCUGGGACUUUGACAGUGAUUUAUUUCUUAGUUUAUUGUCAAAGUCUUCGCUAUUACUAUUUUCUGGUGGCUGAACUGAUUUUUUGCUUUGUGAUCAGGAACAAAUUACUCAACCUUUUUGCAUUUUAGAUUCCCUUAUUAUAUGGAUUAGGGAAUGAUAGAUGAACAGACAGAACUAGAAGGGAACAUGAAGAGAGACUUCAAAUAAUCACACUAUCUUCUGUAGAGUAAUAUAUUUUCUUUCAAAAGCAGAAAGAUGAUGGAAAAGUAAACUGGAAGAGUAAAUGAGAGUGGAAAUAGGACUAAGAAAUACUACAAAAAGGUCAAAACUGGUCUUGACAAAUAGUGCUGAAAUUUUAAGGAAACUUUGGGGGAAGCCUAUAACUGUUUCAGGAGUGUGGACUCACAGCUGAUUAGCUGAAAAGGGGCACAGUGGGAAUGCCAGAGCCCUUAUCUUUAAUUUCGGAGUUGUAGAGCACCUAAAGGUUAAUAUCUGGAGACUUAAGAGAAAGUGAAGGUGUUUCCAAUAAAAUACUACCAAAGAAAGAUUUUCUUUGAGCCUUGUUAAACCCAUGUCAGCAAUCAGCUUUCUCUUUGACACCAGAAGCAAGAGCACUGAUGGAACCAAUAGUCAAAGAUAUUUCCUCAAUUUAUUUUUCCCAACUUCAGAAAUUAUCAGUAUAAACUAAAAGCAAUGUCAAAAUACGGUAGGAUAGAUAAAUAACAUUAAAUUAGCUAGGAAGAAAAAAAUGCUAGAGAAAAACUUAUGAGGAAACAAGUUACAGGUCUAGGAUAAAAUACAAAUUAAAAAGGCAUCUGAAUAUUCAGUAUUUAGUUACCUAACAUUUAUUAAACACACCAGCAAUGCUUCAUAUACAAGCAGGAAAAUCAACUGAUGUUGAAAAGAAUGAACUGUCCUGCUCUUCAAUACUGGUUCUUUAUUAAAAUCAAGCUUUUCUACCCACAAUUAUCAGGCCAAGAAUCCACCACAGAAGGCAGAAGAGAGAGGUUGAAGAAAAAUCUACAUAUUGCAUGAAAUAAAAUGGAAAAACUA
Molecule: messenger RNA, 3535 nt
Organism: Camelus dromedarius (Arabian camel)
Lineage: Eukaryota; Metazoa; Chordata; Mammalia; Artiodactyla; Camelidae
Gene: STAP1
Product: signal transducing adaptor family member 1
Exons: 10
Coding region: 96-935 (279 amino acids)
Biological process (GO): cell surface receptor protein tyrosine kinase signaling pathway; positive regulation of B cell receptor signaling pathway
Molecular function (GO): signaling adaptor activity; protein kinase binding
Source: RefSeq, a predicted model, not a curated record